Molecule: messenger RNA, 2013 nt
Organism: Lathyrus sativus (Indian pea)
Lineage: Eukaryota; Viridiplantae; Streptophyta; Magnoliopsida; Fabales; Fabaceae
Source: the annotation of a GenBank genome assembly
AUGGAGAGCUUGAGAACACCUUUCAAGGGUAUUGUUGAUGAUUUUAAGGGAAGAGCAUUGCACUAUAAAGAUGAUUGGAUUUCUGGUUUCACUUCAGGAACUGGGAUAUUGGCACCAACCACCUAUAUUUUCUUUGCUUCUGCUCUACCUGUUAUUGCUUUCGGCGCGCAGCUCAGUAGAGACACAGAUGGAAGCUUGAGUGUUGUAGAAACAUUGGCUUCUACAGCAAUUUGUGGAAUCAUACACUCUAUUUUUGGUGGACAGCCUCUACUAGUUCUAGGAGUUGCAGAACCCACUAUUCUUAUGUAUACAUAUUUGUACAAUUAUGCCAAAAAUACGGAGGGUUUGGGACGAGAACUCUAUUUGGCUUGGGUAGGAUGGGUUUGUGUAUGGAGUGCUCUACUGCUGUUUCUUUUAGCAAUAUUCAAUGCUGGCAAUAUCAUCAAUAGAUUUACAAGGAUUGCUGGUGAGGUUUUUGGCAUGUUGAUUGCAGUCUUAUUCAUUCAAGAGGCUAUCAAGGGAAUGGUAACUGAGUUUCAAGUUCCGAAAGAAGGGAAUCCAACAUUGGAUAAGUUCCAAUUUCAUUGGUUGUAUGCAAAUGGAUUGCUUGGUGUUAUAUUCACUUUCGGCCUUCUCUAUACUUCUUUAAAAAGCAGAAGAGCAAGGUCGUGGUUAUACGGAACAGAAAUGUUAAGAGGUUUGAUUGCAGACUAUGGAGUUCCUUUCAUGGUAGUGGUGUGGACAGCUUUAUCAUUCACAGUAGUAUCAAGUAAAGUACCUUCUGGUGUCCCAAGAAGACUCAUUGCACCUUUGGCUUGGGAAUCUGCGUCGUUACAUCACUGGACAGUAAUCAAAGAUAUGGGCAAGGUUUCUCCAACACACAUUUUUCAAGCUUUUGUUCCUGCCAUAAUGAUAGCAGGGCUUUACUUCUUUGACCAUAGUGUUGCAUCCCAAUUGGCACAACAAAAGGAAUUCAAUCUCAGGAAACCUUCUGCAUAUCACUAUGACAUAUUGUUGCUAGGAUUCAUGACUUUGCUUUGUGGACUAAUUGGCUUGCCUCCUUCAAAUGGAGUUCUACCUCAAUCCCCUAUGCACACUAAGAGUCUGUCUGUUCUCAAGAAACAGUUGAUCCGAAGAAAGAUGGUUAAAAGUGCCAAGGAAAGCAUUAGGCAGGAAGCUAGCAACUCUGAAAUAUAUGGAAAGAUGCAAGCAGUGUUUAUAGAAAUGGAUAAUAAUCCUAAUAAACAGUCAGUGGUAAAAGAACUAGAGGAUUUGAAGGAGUUUGUCCUAAAUGGUGAAGAUAAAGGAGAAAACAAAAAGAGCACAUUUGAUCCUGAGAAACACAUUGAUACAUAUUUGCCUGUAAGAGUAAAGGAACAAAGAGUGAGCAACCUUUUACAAUCACUCUUUGUAGGAGCAGCAGUGUUUGCUAUCCCGGGCAUAAAAAUGAUCCCAACUUCAGUUUUGUGGGGAUACUUUGCGUAUAUGGCUAUCGAUAGUCUUCCAGGAAAUCAAUUUUGGGAAAGGAUACUACUUCUUUUUGUAAGACCUAGUAGGUGGUACAAGUUACUGGAAGGUGAUCAUGCUUCCUUUGUUGAGUCGGUACCUUUCAAAAAUAUAGUAUUGUUUACACUCAUCCAAUGUCUGUAUUUCUUAAUUUGUUUUGGAGUGACAUGGAUUCCAAUUGCUGGAAUGUUGUUCCCUUUGCCAUUUUUUUUGUUGAUCAUAUUGAGACAACAUAUACUCCCCAAGUUCUUCAGUCCAAACCAUCUUAAGGAACUAGAUGCAGCUGAAUAUGAAGAAAUUCCUGGUGCUCCAAAACUAAGUCACAGUUUAUCCUUAAAGGAGGUUGAAUCACCUAAAGUUGAAUCAACAGACAUAGAUAGUGCUGAAAUACUAGACGAGUUAACCACUAACAGAGGGGAGUUGAAGGUCAAAACUACUAGCUUUAUUGAGGAAAGAAAUCAACAGGUUCAUCCUCAUCAAAUUGAUUCACACUCACAUGUUGUUUAG